GUCGUAUAUAUAUAAAUAGGGGACGACCACGAUAACGGCGCCAGCGAUAAUAACAAUAAUUAUUAUACGACAUUUUAUAAUUUAUACACACUCAGUGGGUAUACGUAGCAAGGCCGACGUUCGGAUAGAAGGCGGUGGCGGCGGCGGUGCACCCGCAUCAGAGAGCCUAUAGCAGACCAGUUGCAACGUUUGUAGUGCACGGAGUACCUACGAUAUUAUGACGAAGAGUCGUAGCACGACGACCGCGACCGUGGUAUAUUAUUAACGCAAAUAUUAUACUCGCCGUAUAGGUUACACGCAUACCGGGGUGACCGGGCGCACGCACGAGGAAGGCAUGUGCCACGCUCUGCUGUUGUUCAUGGGCAACGCGAUCACUGGUGGCGGCGGCUACGCGGGCAGUCGGAAAACGACGGUCGAGUCGGCUCGCAGUGGCGUACCCGACCUGAAGAUGACCGCCACCGCCGCCACUUCCGCCAUGGUGAGCGAACUGACUCGGGACGUGGAGCGUCUCAAAGCGGCAAUGGACGAAAAGGACCGGACCAUCGAACAGCUGGGCAGGGCCGUCGAAGACAUACGCAAUAUGCUCGAGAAUGCGGUAUCAAAUCAAUUUCUCGUGCCAUCGCCGCAGUCGUCGCAACAUCGACUAGACAAAAAGAAAGGAGUGUCGGGAGAAUGUUCGACUUCUUCAGAAACUCCUAAACCGUUUCCCAAACAGUCUAAACCCAUCAAAACCAAACAUCUAAUCAAACAAGCGCUGUGCAAAAAUCAGUUUCUGAAAAACUUGAACACCAAUCAAAUUUCCGAGAUUGUAGACGUCAUGUACCCGAAAGACUUCGAAGCUGGAGCGUACGUCAUUAGAAAAGGCGAUCCGGGCUGUUGUUUGUAUGUGGCCGACGAAGGAAAGUUCGACGUAAUCCAAAGCGGACGGGUGGUCGAUUCCAUUGGACCUGGCGAAGUGUUCGGCGAGAUGGCCAUACUUUAUAACUGUCCGCGGACCGCAUCGGUGAGAGCCAUCGAAGAUGUUAGGGUGUGGACUUUGGAAAGAGUAGCAUAUCAGCAAAUCAUGAAGACCUCUGCUAUGAGACGGUUUGACGAACGAGUGGGUUUUUUGAAAAGCGUACCGUUAAUGAAGGAUCUCAACGAAGAAUUUUUAUCCAAAAUCGCUGACGUCUUGAAAGAGGAAUUUUAUCCGGAAGGGCACUACAUUAUAAAACAGGACACUCUCGGCGACAAGUUCUACAUACUGAGCGAAGGACGAGUAAAAGUCACAAAGACCAAUAAAGGUGAAGACGAAGAAGAAGAAUUUGGAGUUUUGGAACAAGGAGAAUUUUUUGGGGAAGUUGCUCUGUUAAAAAAAGACAAGAGGACUGCCAACGUUGUGGCCAUGCACCCGGGAGCAGAAUGUCUCACGCUGGACAGAGAGCCUUUUGUGCAUUUCAUCGGUAAUCUGGAGGAAUUAAAAAACAAAAAGUACACAGAACAUCCACGAAAACCCUCGGUCCAGUCAACGGUAGAAAUCAAGACAAACACAUUUUACCCGGAACUAUUCCGCGUGGAACUGACCGAUUUCGAAACGGUUGCCACAAUCGGAGUGGGCGGCUUUGGCAGGGUCGAUUUGGUGUGUCUAAAGCUGGACAAAAGCCGAUCAUAUGCGAUGAAGAAACUAAAAAAACAACAAAUAGUGGACAUGCAGCAACAGGAACACGUGUACAAUGAAAAAACCAUUUUGGAAUCGUGUACAAGUCCGUUUAUCGGAAAACUGUACAAGACGUAUAAGGACAACAGAUAUGUGUACAUGCUGAUGGAGGCUUGUCUGGGCGGUGAGGUGUGGACCCUUCUCCGCGACCGGAAGUGUUUCGACGACAAUGCCGCGUGUUUCGUGAUCGCGUGCGUUGUAGAAGCACUGGACUACUUGCACGGAAUCGACGUCGUCUACAGGGACCUGAAGCCGGAAAACCUGUUGCUCGACCGACAGGGUUUUGUGAAACUGGUGGACUUCGGCUUUGCCAAAAGGCUACAACCUCGAGGCAAGAAGACGUGGACGUUCUGCGGCACGCCUGAGUAUGUAGCACCAGAAGUUGUGCUGAACAAGGGCCACGACCGGGCCGUAGAUUUUUGGGCUCUGGGAAUACUCGUAUACGAGCUGUUGGCCGGAAUACCUCCGUUUAGCGGGAAUGAGCCGAUGGACAUUUAUAAUGCAAUAUUGAAGGGCAUCGGGGCCGUUAACUUCCCCAGACAGAUGAACAAAAUGACUCAAGGUCUGGUGAAACAGCUAUGCCGAAGCGAUCCGACGGAAAGAAUAGGCUACCAAAAGGGCGGCAUACAAGAUAUCAGACGGCAUGAAUGGUUCAAAGGUUUUGACUGGACCGGUUUGAGAAACAAAAACAUAAUUCCACCCAUCGUACCCCACAUCAACAAUCCGCUAGAUUCGUCGAAUUUUGAUAUUUAUCCAGAAGACGGAGACGUGCCGCCCGACGAAUCAUCUGGAUGGGACUCAGAAUUCUGAAGCGGUCGGUCGCAGCGUGAAGUGAAAUACUUUCGCCAAGUCUAAUGCCGACUGCUACAGGACUGUACAUAUUAUUAUUUGUAUUAUUAUGAAAAUGCGACAAAGUAUUCAUUGUCUAGACUAUACCGUCAGCUUAGUACCACACACGAUUUCCGAGAAGGAAAAUAACAAAUUAUAAUUUCGUAUGUAAUGUAUGACCCACAUAUUAUGAAGUGUUAAACACAAUAUCACUUUAACUUCACUAUUUAUUUUAUACUUUUGAGAGACCUUAUUUUUACUUAUCAAAAAACAGUCGAGCACCCAAUUGUCUUCCAAACAAUAAGUAAUUUAUCAACGUAAUAAUGCGUAAGUACUAACAGCAGGGUCCUUCACAAUAAUUACAAUAUAUAUAAUUUUUUUAUUUUUAUGUAUAAAUAUAUAUUUUAUAAUAUAUAUAUAAAUAAAUAAUUUAGAAUUUCAUUAUGCACGAAUAAAUAAAUUAAACAAAAUUUAGUACUUAAUCUUUGUAUACAAAUGAAAAAUAGAUAAGAAAAAAAACAAAAAUUAAAUAAAUCUUAAGGUAAAAAUAAUAACAACAAAUUAGAUGUAAAAAAAAGUCACUAACCAGUUGUACAAUUUAAACAACGCAAAUACAAUACUUAGAUAAAUACAUAUAGGUCUAAUUUCAAAAAAGAAAAGGAAAAUAACUUAACCACGUUAUAAAUCAAGUUGGCACUUGCUAUAAACAUAAUUAAGCAGUUAAGCUUGGUUAGAAUAUAGUUAAAUAGUUUUCUACAAAAAUAGAGAAAAGAAAAAACAAUCAGCAUUAUAUAUUUUUUAUAUCUUGUGCAUUAGCAAAAAAAAGAUUAA
Aphis gossypii (cotton aphid) is the source of this 3355-nucleotide messenger RNA. RefSeq names its product cGMP-dependent protein kinase, isozyme 1-like. Lineage: Eukaryota; Metazoa; Arthropoda; Insecta; Hemiptera; Aphididae. Gene Ontology annotation, molecular function: cGMP-dependent protein kinase activity; ATP binding. Gene Ontology annotation, biological process: protein phosphorylation. The record is from RefSeq and is a predicted model, not a curated record. The coding region runs from base 335 to 2506 and encodes 723 amino acids. The transcript has 15 exons.